AGUAGAGCUUCGCACAGCCAAAAGAAGCCACAGUGAGUGACAGGAGGACAGACAGAGCUGCUGCGCUCUCCUCAGACUCAGAGCUGCACAAAUGGCAUCGGAAGUGUUCAGUAAACAGAAAACCAUCGAUCUGAGAAAGAAGCACAUUGGACCCUCCUGCAAGGUCUUCUUUCAGCCAUGACCCCAUCAAGAUUGUUCGAGCUAAAGGCCAGUACAUGUACAACGAGAAGGGCGAGCAAUACCUGGACUGCAUCAAUAAUGUCGCUCAUGUGGGACACAGUCAUCCAGAAGUUGUCAGCGCUGGAGCCAAGCAGAUGGAGCUCCUGAAUACCAACUCACGCUUCUUGCAUGACAACCUUGUUCAGUAUGCUCAGCGCCUCCAGGCCACCCUGCCUGAAAAACUCUCAGUCUGCUACUUUGUGAACUCUGGCUCUGAGGCCAACGACCUGGCCUUGAGAUUGGCUUGGCAGUACACUGGUCACAAAGACAUCAUCACGCUGGAUAAUGCCUAUCAUGGCCAUGUGUCAUCACUAAUCGAUAUCAGCCCCUACAAAUUUCACCAGCUGGCACAGUCUGAGCACAGUCAGUACGUGCACGUGGCUCCAAGUCCAGAUAUCUACAGAGGAAAAUACAGGGAAGACCAUCCAGAUCCUGCUACUGCCUAUGCAGAUGACGUUAAAGGCAUCAUUGAGAAAGCUCAUGCAAAAGGAUGUAAGAUUGCUGCUUUUAUUGCCGAGUCACUGCAGAGUUGCGGAGGGCAGGUGAUUCCUCCGGUGGGCUACUUCCAGAAAGUGGCACAGCAUGUAAGAAAGGCAGGUGGUAUCUUUAUUGCUGAUGAGGUGCAGGUCGGUUUUGGAAGAGUUGGCACCCAUUUCUGGGCCUUCCAACUGCAAGGGGAAGACUUCAUACCUGACAUUGUCACAAUGGGCAAACCCAUUGGGAAUGGACAUCCAAUGUCCUGUGUGGUAACCACCAAAGAAGUGGCUGAAAGCUUCAUGUCAUCUGGAAUGGAGUAUUUUAACACGUUUGGUGGGAAUCCUGUAUCAUGUGCUAUUGGCCUAGCUGUGUUGGAUGUGAUUGAGAAGGAAGAUCUCCAAGGAAAUGCCCUACGAGUAGGAGGAUACCUCAUUGAGCUGCUGGAGAAGCUGAAAGAGAGACACCCCUUAAUUGGAGACAUCAGAGGUCGAGGCCUCUUUGUUGGGGUGGAGCUGGUGAAAGAUCGGAUUAAAAGAACUCCUGCGACAGCUGAAGCUCAGGAUGUCAUAUAUAGGCUGAAAGAUCAGCGGAUUUUAGUAAGUGCUGAUGGUCCGCACCGCAACGUCCUGAAGUUCAAACCUCCCAUGUGCUUCUCCACAGAGGAUGCUGACUUGGCAGUAGAAAAAAUUGACCAGAUUAUUACAGAUCUUGAGAAUGCUCUGGGCCUCUGUAUGUCUGCAAACAAAGAUGCUAACAAUGCACACAGCAAGAGAAAGGAGAUCUUGGAGGAAAAUGGACAUGUGUUCCUCUCAAAUGGCACCAGUGACAUUCAUCAUACCACAAAAACUAACAAAAGACGAAGAACAUAACAGAGUCUUACUUUAAACAGUAUACUUUAUGCUUACAGAUCAAGGCCAGUGUUUUGGUAUUCAUUUCCAUGUUUUAAUGGAUUCAUAAUAAGCUUGACAAUCCAAACAAACACUAUUUAACAUGGAGUUACUUUGUGUAUAAUUUUGAUCAAAUUGCAAAACAAUUUUUAAAAAGAUUUUGUUGGUGACUGGACGUAACAGAUGUGUAUUUUAUGUUUCUAUGUAAUAAUUCAUCAUUAAAAUAUAAUGAACACGUCAACUGAAAAUAAAAUUCUAAAAAUUA
This is a messenger RNA of Colossoma macropomum (tambaqui), 1848 nucleotides long. It is a transcript of the gene etnppl, whose product is annotated as ethanolamine-phosphate phospho-lyase. Gene Ontology annotation, molecular function: ethanolamine-phosphate phospho-lyase activity; transaminase activity; pyridoxal phosphate binding. The record is from RefSeq and is a predicted model, not a curated record. Lineage: Eukaryota; Metazoa; Chordata; Actinopteri; Characiformes; Serrasalmidae. The transcript has 13 exons. Bases 216 to 1565 code for a protein of 449 amino acids. Gene Ontology annotation, cellular component: mitochondrion.